This is a messenger RNA of Lipotes vexillifer (Yangtze River dolphin), 591 nucleotides long. It is a transcript of the gene SPMIP8, whose product is annotated as sperm microtubule inner protein 8. The coding region runs from base 1 to 591 and encodes 196 amino acids. The transcript is spliced from 5 exons. The record is from RefSeq and is a predicted model, not a curated record. Lineage: Eukaryota; Metazoa; Chordata; Mammalia; Artiodactyla; Lipotidae.
AUGGCCCGCAUCAUCAACCUGGUGCCCUGGGAGGACGGCUCCACCCACGUGUACGCAUCCCCUGCCAUCCUGUUGCCCGUGGCACAGCGGCGCAACAAGCUGGCCAGCGUGAAACAGCAGCUCUACCACCCAGCCCUGCCCAGCCUGCGCCGCAUGGACAUGGACUCCGUCAGGGCCUGCCUUUCCGACGAGCACUGCCAGUCCACCACCUACUGCGGCAAAGAUGACUUUGACAAUGCCUACUUCACACUCCUCGGUGUCCCCAACAAACCCCUGCAGUGCUUGGACAUCACGGCGACCGGCCAGAGGCUCCGAAAUAGGUGCCGCGAGGGAAAGCUGGCGCCCAUCGCACCGGGCAUCAACAGGGUCGACUGGCCCAACUUCACGCGCGCCAUCGAGGACUGGUCCCGCUUCGUGUCCUCUGCCGGCGAAUGCAAGCUGCCCUGCCCAAGCAAGAAGGUCGAGAGUUUCAGCGGCUCUGCGGUGCGGUACUUGAAGCCGGAGGUGACCCAGAACUGGCGGUUCUGUCUUAACCAGAAUCCCAGCCUGGAUCGCUAUGGACAGAAGCCCCUGCCUUUCGACUCCCUGUAA